Molecule: messenger RNA, 3299 nt
Organism: Castor canadensis (American beaver)
Lineage: Eukaryota; Metazoa; Chordata; Mammalia; Rodentia; Castoridae
Source: RefSeq, a predicted model, not a curated record
AACAAAGGUAAUGGUCCCACCUUCUAGUAUGGAUGUCACUGUUGGAGAAAGCAUUGUUCUUCCUUGCCAGGUGACACAUGAUCACUCGCUGGACAUUGUAUUCACUUGGUCAUUUAAUGGACACCUGAUAGACUUUGACAAAGAUGGGGACCACUUUGAAAGAGUUGGAGGGGAUUCAGCUGGUGAUUUGAUGAUCCGAAACAUCCAACUGAAGCAUGCUGGGAAAUACGUCUGCAUGGUCCAAACAAGUGUGGACAAACUCUCUGCUGCCGCAGACCUGAUAGUAAGAGGUCCUCCAGGGCCUCCAGAAGCUGUGACAAUAGAUGAAAUCACAGAUACCACUGCUCAGCUCUCCUGGAGUCCUGGGCCUGACAACCACAGUCCCAUCACCAUGUAUGUCAUCCAAGCCAGGACUCCGUUCUCCGUGGGCUGGCAAGCAGUCAGUACAGUUCCAGAACUCAUUGAUGGAAAAACAUUCACAGCAACCGUGGUGGGUCUGAACCCCUGGGUUGAAUAUGAAUUCCGCACCGUUGCAGCCAAUGUGAUUGGCAUUGGGGAGCCGAGCCAUCCCUCAGAGAAACGGAGAACAGAAGAGGCCCUCCCUGAAGUCACCCCAGCUAACGUCAGUGGUGGUGGAGGCAGCAAAUCUGAACUGGUUAUAACCUGGGAGACAGUCCCUGAGGAAUUACAGAAUGGCAGAGGCUUUGGUUACGUGGUGGCCUUCAGGCCACAUGGCAAGCUGAUUUGGAUGCUGACAGUCCUGGCCUCAGCCGACGCCUCCAGAUAUGUGUUCAGGAAUGAGAGCGUGCGCCCCUUCUCUCCCUUUGAGGUUAAAGUGGGUGUCUUCAACAAUAAAGGGGAAGGUCCAUUCAGUGCCCCCACAUUAGUGUAUUCUGCUGAAGAAGAACCCACCAAACCACCAGCCAGCAUCUUUGCCAGAAGUCUUUCUGCCACAGAUAUUGAAGUUUUCUGGGCCUCCCCACUGGGGAAGAAUAGAGGCCGAAUUCAAGGUUAUGAGGUAAAAUAUUGGAGACAUGACGACAAGGAAGAAAAUGCUAGAAAAAUACGAACAGUUGGAAAUCAGACAUCAACAAAAAUCACCAACUUAAAAGGCAGUGCACUGUAUCACUUAGCUGUCAAGGCAUAUAAUUCUGCUGGGACAGGCCCCUCCAGUGCAACAGUCAAUGUCACCACUAGAAAACCACCACCAAGUCAGCCCCCUGGAAACAUCAUAUGGAAUUCAUCAGACUCCAAAAUUAUUCUGAAUUGGGAUCAAGUGAAGGCCCUGGAUAAUGAGUCGGAAGUAAAAGGGUAUAAAGUCUUAUACAGAUGGAAUAGACAAAGCAGCACAUCUGUCAUUGAAACAAAUAAAACAUCAGUGGAGCUGUCUUUACCUUUUGAUGAAGAUUACAUAAUAGAAAUUAAGCCAUUCAGCGAUGGGGGAGAUGGCAGCAGCAGUGAACAAAUUCGAAUUCCAAAGAUCUCAAAUUCCUACGCAAGAGGAUCCGGGGCUUCCACUUCGAAUGCGUGUACACUGUCAGCCAUCAGCACGAUAAUGAUUUCCCUCACAGCCAGGUCUAGUUUAUGACAAAAGUCAUCUAAAGGACUUGUUAUUUAUAAUAUAAGCAACAUUUAGCUAGUUGUUUUGAAGACACCCAGUACUAAGUAAUAUUGUUGUUCAAGUACAUCUUAUUACUGGAAAAAAAUGUUUUUUGCUUCUUUAGGAAUGGCGUUAUGCAGUACUUCCUCAAAGCAAAUCUAGCUUUGUCUGAAGUUUCUUUGGAAACUCUGCAAUGCACUGAAGACAUCUGUAAUAUGAUGUUACCAAAGCAGUUUACAUGUCCUUAUAUGCAUAUUUUUAUUAUAUAUUUAGUGUUUUAUAGAAUUUUUUAAAGUUAACAUAUAAUGUAGAUAUUAAUUUUUUCCUCUGCUGUAAAAUGCUAUGGGUAACAACCAUACAAUUAUGAUUUGAGAAUAUUUCCUUUAAAAACAGAGUGUGAAACUCAUCUUGGUAAAUAAAUUGCAAAUGACUUGCACAGUUUUACAAGGAUUUAGUGGCAGAACAGCUGGAGAGUUGGUCUAUAACCCAAGGCUGCUGUGUAUAAAUUACUCUUUGAAUGGUUAAUGCAUUGAAUCAAGUACUUUUGGCACAUACAAUAUGUUUUCUUACCCUGUUGUGAAUUUUGUCAUUCAACACAACUUGAGAUGGCUUCAGGAAUGGCUACAAAUCUCAAAAGCUAAUCUUACUGCCUAAGAGGCACCUUGUGCAAUACCUCCCAUCCUUGAACUUAGCAUCGUACAGUAAGACUUUCUUUUAGCAUUGUCUUUGUAGUAGCAUAAUCUCAGACAUUGAAUUUAAAGUUACAUAUCCUGUAGUAACAUAGACCAAAAGUUACUAUAGUCAUCAAAGACUUUCAAAGGAGAAAAGAUAAUUUUACUAUCUUUAAAUGUAUUUGUUUGAAUGCAAAUUUUAAAAAAGUAAUUCUCUGUCAGUGUAUUCAUAAUUUCUUUACAAAAUUUCUUAUAAAUAAGAUGUGUAUCUCUGUAAGAAUAGAGCCCUUCUUUUGAAAAAACACUCACGUAUGGAGUUUGAAGGAUUUGUCCUCUUUCAGCAAAUAGCUGCUGCAAACAAUUUUUCAUAUGACUCUAUAAAAGAUCUUUAGUACAAUUGUAUGGUAACUUGAUGAUUCUCCUGUUUUGCAAUAGCUAGCCUAGUUGCUUUAUAAGCUUUACCUUCUAAGUCUUAAAACUACACAUUGGAAAAUGACAAUAUCACAAAACUGUAUUCUUAUGAAAAGAACUAUUUGUUAUGCUGGGGGAAGUUUUGUAAGCUGACACUAGUGGAACAGUGAUAUAAAAGGCAAUGAGGUUUUCUAUACAAAUAUUCACCUGUAAACACACUACCACCUUUUAUUCUUUCUCAGAGAACUCACAUUUGCCUGUAAUUUGUCAUUCUUGCGUACAAAUAACGUAAGUUAACUUUUCAACCUUCUAGUUAUAUUCAUCCAAUAAAGUCAUAAUCAGGAUUCCACUUGUGUAAAAAUUAGGGUGGUAACCAGAAAAAAAUAUUGUCAGUAUUUCAAGCUGUGUUCCUUUCUUAGUUUGAUAUGAUUACUUCUAUGUUAAAAUAAGAUUUAAAAAUCACACGCAAAAAAAAUCAACAAAAUAAUAAAAUGAAUGAAAAAAAAUGAUACCCCAGGUAGUUCCCAACCCCAGUGUAAAUUAUAUUUACCAGUGAUCUAGCAAAUGUAAUCUUUUUUUAAAGGUAUUGUUAAUAAAUAUUCUGUUAUUUGUAAAGA